This is a messenger RNA of Desarmillaria tabescens, 968 nucleotides long. RefSeq lists its product as uncharacterized. Bases 74 to 784 code for a protein of 236 amino acids. The record is from RefSeq and is a predicted model, not a curated record. Lineage: Eukaryota; Fungi; Basidiomycota; Agaricomycetes; Agaricales; Physalacriaceae. The transcript is spliced from 2 exons.
ACCUGAACCACGUUGCUGAGCGUCGACAAGCCAUCCAACUUCUCCCAGCUUACAAACAAGGUUGUCACUAUUCAUGAAUUUUGCCCCCGUUCCCAUCAGUCCUCAGCCGAUAUGGAGUCGGCUCAAAUCCAUCUUUACUGCAAUUCCUUGGCGCUUAUGGUUGUGCUUUCCUAUGUCUAUUAGAUCAGCCGUAUAUCACCGCCUCGAAAAUUGGUAUGCUGAUGGAGAGUGGAAUAUCUGGCAUCUGCCUUUUGGCUUAAUUCUAAAGCAUACACACGAUCGGUCACCAUUCCUCGAGGCCUCUAAUAUCGCAUUCGUUCGUAAGAACACCUCCAUCCCAGUCCCCCACAUUCUAGAUGUAAUACCUUCACUACCUUCUUAUCCCGGAGGGUUGAUUAUUAUGAAGAAUAUUGAAGGCAUGACGCUGCAUGGAUGGCUUAGGACCAGAAUCUCAUACCCUCCAGAAUUCUAUCACUACCUCAACAUCCUUGAAAAUGGAGAGGACAUCAAUAUCGAUGAACUGCGCGCUAUUCUUGAUGGAUUCGAACCCACUGCUGAUCUAUCGGAUUCUGUGGCGCUCCUAGACGACCUUAGACGCGCUCCACUUAAGCUUCGCGCUAUCCCUCCCCCUCCUUCUGGCCAGGUUUCAGGUGCUUAUGGGGCCCCAUUCAUAUCGAUGCUGCUUCCGACCGUGUCGCCCUUCAGCCAUUCGAAAGCAUUCGUGCUUUCCAUGACAUGCUCCUUCAAUCAUGUGGUUUCCGUAGCCGUAUGCCUCGUCUGUUGAAGUUAGCCGAACCCGUGUACGCUAAGGAACACAGGCUCUGUUUCACCCACUCAGAUCUUCACACUCGUAACAUCCUCAUAAAGGAUGGUCGACUUGCAAGAAUCCUCGAUUGGGAGACAGCCGGAUGGUUUCCUGAGUAUUGGGAGUAUACCAUGUUGGAUAUCCGGGUCAUACAAGGCUACAA